AUGUCUAGAACUGAAGUUUUGAACAACGACCUCGAUCUAUUUUUCAGUGACAUACCGCAACAUGACAAAGCAACGGAGUUGUUGCUCCAAGAUAUUCAACGAGGUAAUUAUUUAUUGCUAGUUGAUAACCGGGGAUUGGAAAAUAAUACAAGUGCACAAAGAGUGAUACAGCUUUUGAACCGUCCUACGGAAUAUAUACAACUGAAUGGCGAAACAACGAUAGAGUCUUUGACAGCAGACCGAACUUUCAAAGAUGGAAAGGUAAUUUACGAGGAUUCACCACUGGUCAAAGCCGUUAAAUAUGGCUAUGUGUUAGUGGUAGAUGAAGUGGAUAAAGCACCAACAAAAGUGACUUGGAGCUUAAACCAUUUAAUGAAAACUGGAGAGAUGGAACUGAGUGAUGGCAGAAGGAUAAUUUCUAAGGAAAUCAUGAAUAGUUCUGGAAGCAAAUCCGGGAGUUUUAUACCUACCCACAAAGAUUUUAGAAUGAUACUUAUGGCUAGUCGAUAUGGGUAUCCGUUCUAUGAUAACGAUUUCUCUGGUCCUUCAGUAACCAACAUGGGUGAGAUAGGGACUACCGUCAGAGCAGUCGGGUCUAGACCAACGAUCACUACUGCCGUGUUGGGUGGCCAAGGAACGGGACCACAUACUGCUACAGCAAUAGCCUCGGGUACAGGAGUCGCCACUGCCACAGCAUUGACCUAUGGUAGGGGAUCAUCAACCGCUACGGCAAUUGCUUCCGGCUCAUCAUCUGCCACUGCCACAUCACGUUCAUACGAUGAAGGAGUCGCCACCUCUACAGCUAUCACUUCUGGCUCGGCAUCCGUCAAUGCCGAGGCGAUUGCCAGGGGCAAUCAACACAUCGAUGACACACAAAUUAGAUCCUGA
Molecule: messenger RNA, 888 nt
Organism: Parnassius apollo (apollo)
Lineage: Eukaryota; Metazoa; Arthropoda; Insecta; Lepidoptera; Papilionidae
Source: the annotation of a GenBank genome assembly